UAUUUUUCUCUUUAAUUUUUUUUUUUGCUUUUUUCCAUCAUCAUAUCAAUGACAUAUUUCGUUAGAAAAACGUGGAUUGUCAUAGAAAAUAACCAGAUUUGAUAAAGACAAACAUUUAAAUGGAAAAAAACCAAAUUAUUAAUCAGGAAUUUGGAAAAAAAAAGUUUUUUAAUGAAAGAUAAAAAACAACAACUUAUGACAGUAGAUGGCGAUGUGAGCACUGAAUUCUGUUUUUUUUUUUUUUUUGAUUCGAAUCGAAUUUCAUUUUACAUGACAAUAAUAAUAAUAAAAAAAUUGCCAGAUUGUUAAAGAAUUGUAAACAUUGUAUCGAACAACAACAACAACAACAACAACAAAUCAUAAUACUAUAAUUAGCCAUUAAUUUUGGUAGUUGGUUGGGUCAUUGAAACGAUUGGCAUCACUAUUGGUUGACAUCGUAAGACUUGUAUAAUUAUUAUUGUCAACAACCUCAUGAACAUAUGAAGAACAACAACAAGAUUACAUCGCUAUAUAUUUUGUUGUUGAUUAUGAUUAACAACAACAGCAGAAAAAAAAACAAAUAUACGAUUCUAAUGAACAAGUCAUACGAUUCUUGGCAAAAAAUAAAAAAAUAAUGAUAGUGAUGAUGACGUCGUAAUAUUCUAGUAGAAUAUAUAUAUAAAUAACCUCGACAAUUGCUAAUGAUGAUCACACCAUUCUUUCAUUCAUUCAUUUUCUAUUCGUUUUUGAAGUCAUAUGUGACAAAAAUAUGGAUAUCAAAAUGUUUUAUACGAAUUUUUUCUUAUGUAUCAUAUUGAUUUGGUUUGGACAAUGUUCAUACGUUCAAGGUAUAAUUGAACAUUCAACAACACCUGAUGAUAUGAUAUUCAUUCACCAACAGCAACAUAAUAAUAAAAUGAAUGAUGCCGAUUCAUAUGAGGAGAAAAUUUUACGUGCACGUGCAUAUGUUGAUGUUCUAUCCAUGUCAUCCGAUGAUCAUCAUUAUCAUAAUCAAGAAUCAUUACCAUCAUCAUCAUCAGCAGCAGCGUCUCAGUAUAUGUAUGGGCCAAUCGAACCAUUUAAUCAUCGAAAUGAUGAUCAACAUCACAAUAGUGUUCGAUUCGAAUGGAUGCAUCCAUUUGAAUUUUAUGAAUGCGAUAUGGAAUGA
Molecule: messenger RNA, 1147 nt
Organism: Dermatophagoides farinae (American house dust mite)
Lineage: Eukaryota; Metazoa; Arthropoda; Arachnida; Sarcoptiformes; Pyroglyphidae
Source: RefSeq, a predicted model, not a curated record